GAUGGUGGUGUGCUGGUCAUGAAGCCGGCAUACACGGACUGGGCCGCCUAGUAGCAGCAUAGCAGCACAGCGGCCUAGGUCUGGGCGCAACCACUCAGCAUGGUGUCCACCAGAGAAUGAAGAAGCAAAACGUCCGGACCUUGUCCUUGAUAGUCUGCACGUUCACAUAUCUUCUUGUGGGAGCAGCAGUCUUCGACGCUCUCGAGUCAGAAACUGAGAAAAGACGCUGGGAUGUUCUAGACGAGCUCGAGAAAAUGGUGAUCAAAAAGUACAACAUAUCGGAAGACGACUUCCGGGUGAUGGAGACAGUGGUGCUCAAGACGGAGCCCCACAAGGCGGGCAAACAGUGGAAGUUCGCCGGAGCCUUCUACUACGCUACCACCGUUCUCACCACCAUCGGUUACGGCCAUUCGACUCCUAACACGGUGGGCGGUAAGCUGUUCACCAUGUGCUACGCCAUCGUCGGAAUCCCCCUGGGCCUAGUAAUGUUCCAGAGCAUAGGGGAGCGUCUCAACAAGUUCUCAUCAGUGGUGAUACAGAACGUGAAGCGCCUACUGCGAUGCAAGGACGUCCAAGCGUCCGAGAUUAACCUGAUCUGCGUGGUGACAACACUCAGUAGCCUCACGAUUGCAGGGGGCGCAGCUGCCUUCAGCCGCUACGAGGGCUGGACCUACUUUGACUCCGUGUACUAUUGCUUCAUCACUCUGACGACGAUCGGCUUCGGCGAUAUGGUCGCAUUACAGAAAGACAGUGCCCUGGAGACCAAGCCUGAGUACGUGGCCUUUGCGCUCAUUUUCAUCCUGUUCGGUCUGGCGAUAGUGGCCGCGUCGUUGAACCUCCUCGUUCUCAGAUUCGUCACCAUGAACACGGAGGAUGAGCGGCGCGAUGAGGCUGAAGCCCUUCAGGCAGCGCAAGGUGCGGUGAGACUGGAGGGUGAUGUGAUCACUGCAAAUGGGUCUAUCAUUAGUGGUCAGCUUGGAAGAGGGGACUCCAUUUCAUUGGAAGAUGCAGCUUCAGUUUGCAGUUGUAGUUGUAGCUGCUACCCAGAUCCAGCCAAACUGGCUAGGCACCGGUACACAGUGCGCCGCUCUCCUGGAAAGAUCUCACACCUACUUCCAUUACAGCCUCUAGGACUCCAGCAGGGGACAAAGGAAUACAUGUGCAGAGAAGUGCACAACCAUCGUGCCUCCAUCUGACAACUCCUCAGUGCCAGUGUUGCCAAUGGACAACUUGGUCUGGUGCUGCUGGUGACUUAUAGUGGGACGCCAUCUUGUGAAGUGGUGUUUUGAUGCUCAUUGACAUAGAAAUUACUGACACAGUUUUCAAGUUUACAUCACAAAUCAUCAUUAUAAAUAUUUUACAUUUGUUUCUUCUUAGUGAUACUUAGGAAUGGAGACAGCACUGAAUUAUUUUCAGACAAUAUUUCCCUAAUUCAAAGACAUUUCAUUCUGCUAAAUAAGUACAUGUGUGAAUCCCUUUUGUCCAGGCAAAGUUUCUUGAACCCUUCACUUUACAUAAUAAUUACCAUUUUACAUCCAACCAGUUCUGCAUAUUUGAUGAUUUAUUUUACCUAAUUUCUUGUUCAGCAGAAAAUUUCUACAUUCUCCACAAGUUUCAUGUGGACUGCUGUGCAUAGAAAACUUCACUUGGGCUCCCAUACCUUCCAUGUGUUUGUGAGGACACGCCUGUCUGUGAUGAUGAUGUUCAAAACUGAAUGUAUGCUACUGAUUUGGUUUUAAAAGUUGAAAUGUUGGUAUCUUUACUGUAUGAUCUUCAUACAGGGAAAUAUUUUCAGUGCUUAAGGCAAGAGCCACACAUUAUUUCUCAUUAGAUACAAAACAUCUAACCAAACCUUCAUUGUGGUUCUGGGACCAUGAGAAGUGUAGAAUAAAAGGGCAUUAUGUAGAGUCCAGCCACAUGACAGGUUAAAGGUUAAGGCCUGAAAAGAUGAUUGAGGUUGUGGUAUUGUGCUGGCUCCUCAGACCUGACACAGCUCAAUAGUUCUGAGCUCUGUAAAGAUGAUUAACAGUUAAGAACCAAGGCAUUCAGCAAAGAAAUUAUACUUCCAUGCCACUUUGUUGUAUUUAUGAUACUUUUAUUUAAAACGCUGGCUUAAAGCUUUAUAACCUCUUUAUACUUUGGUAUACAGCAAUUAUGACGAUGGUUUGGAGUGAAUAAUGGAUGUGAAGUUGAUUGAGCUUCCUGAUUAUAGGACUGUCAGUAUAUUAACUCAGAACUUUAACUUAAAACAAGAAUCUGCAUUUCUGUAUUGACAUUUCUUUGACAUCAGAUGUAGUGGUUAUAAAUCUGUGACUCAGUUCUUUUGGAGAAGUUUCCUCCACACUAUGCGUAAUGUUUAGGUAUACUACCAGAGAAUUGUUUGUGAAAAUGGAAUGCACAAUGAGAAGGUAAGCUUUGCAUAAAAUCAGUCAGCUGGUGUCACUGGAUAAUCAUUGAGCUGAAGAAAUUGGUUCGUCAUUUUAUAAUUAGCUGUUCUUUGUAAUAUUGUAUAGAAAGCUAUGAUGGAUAGUACCACCAGACUGGAAAGGAUCAAACUCAAGCACUAUCUAUGUUUAAAUAAAUAAAGCAGGGUCCCAGAUGACAGGAAUAUUACGAUUGUAAACUGUCACUGAACUUCAUAAUCUUCCUCUUAAGUAAUGACAAUAAUUACUAAGUGACACAAAACCCACUCAAUAUUUAAACAGAAUAAGUUCUUUCAUAUUUUAUUAUGCGGAUUUGAAAUUAGUAAUUUUCUUCUGUUGCGAUAUAUUUAGAAGCUUAAAAUACUUAGAGUUUCAAGCAGUCCAUGGUAUCACCUACAAAGUGAGGUCCAAAUUGCUUUAAAUUUAAUUUUGAAGAGCCAAGAAACCCAUUGUUUAAUAAGAGCAUGUUACAAGGACACCAGUAACAAGUGAGCACUAAUCCAUGCAGACAGGGGAGUUUGUUGGAGAUAAAGCUUUGCACAUUCUUAAUCCCUUGGCAUUAGAUCUGAACAGAGAUAGGACACACACUACAGUGUGAAAAAUUAUUUGACCCAAGGGCAUGCAGAUCUUCCUGCAAGUUUAUACUGACAGAGAUUCUGUCAUCUUGAAAUGUGUUUUGAAGUAACUUCAGAUCUCCUUUGAAUAAAUAAUAACAGUAAAAUAGAAGAAAGCGGGAUAUUUACUGGGAGUCAUGACUGCACCCUUUGCAUGUCAGAAUAUGCAAAGUAAUGAACUGCAAUUUAUUGUUUGUUGAUGUUUUUAGGAAAUACACUGGCUUACAUUUUUUAUAGUUCUGCUGAUGCCUCUGUCAUAAAAUCUUUCUAUCAGUAAACAUAUUGGAACUAUGAAAAACUUUCAAAAUAUGAAUAUGUAGUAGCUAUAAUCUGGCAUAGAAACUGUUUAGAAUCAUCCAUUGACGUGCUGUAAGAAAACAAACAUGACUCAGCAUGUAUUAAUCAGCCAUGAAAGCAAAUCCUUUCCAUGUUCAUGGAAGUAUUGUUCAGUUUCCUCAGGUAUUAAAUAGUUCUGACUCUACUGGAAGGAAUUAAAUAACAAAACUGACCAGAUCAAAGAUACUGUGCUUACUCUCAUGUCUUAGUCACUAAAAAACUGCAAAAUAUUUGCAACAUUAUAUGAAAAGUACUCAAUGGUAGUACCAUCUUGCAGACAAAAUGUUGUUCCAUGUAUCAGUGGUAUUAGUAAAAUGAUAGCUGGUAUUUACAAAGACAGUACAAAACAAAUCUGGCAUAAUUGAUGUGCUCUUGGCCAGCAGAAGGAAAUAUGAAUGAGGUAUUUGAUGUGACAGUGAUCUUGAAACAGUUUAAGAAAAGGCAUGCUAAAUAUUUGAGUUUUGAAAUUGGGAUGGUUUGUUAACCUUUAAAGGCCCACCAUAUCUUUUAAGACAGCAUCCGUAGGUGGCCCAUCAUAUGCUUCAAAAGACAGCAUGCAUCACUAUUGCUUUGUGAUUGUUGCAUUGGUUUCUAAUCCUCAAAAUCAAUGUCGGUAAAGUCUAAAAGGAUGACCAUAUAAUCUUAAUAAGUUUUCUCGUCAAAAGAACCCUAUAAUAUUCUUUUGUAAAUAUUUUACCUUACUUUAACAACUAACAGCUGAAAUUUAUAAGUGGGAAAGACCUCCUUAUUUUAUGCUAUGCUUUAUAGCAUUAAAAUAAAGACAGAGUAAAAGGCUGUAAACUAUUUCAUUAAUGUGAUAUGAAAUGGGCACAAGUUAACUAUUGAUACAUGCUAAUAAGUGGUCCUUUCAAAUUUCAUAAUUUUUAUUUAUGUGUGGGUUGAUUAUAACAUUAUUUUUAGAGUACAAUUUCAAAGGCACAUAUUUAUAUACACCUAAUCAAGCUUCAGUUAGGGAAGCAAUGCAUAAGAUAUUUUUAUAGUAAUUCUCUGGUAUAAUUGUGGGUUUCGCUGAAGCAACAAAUUCUAGAAGGGUUUAUGUCCUUUACUGGCAUGGUAAUAUAUAUGCUUGUUCUGGUUUAGUGGUUUAUUUCACCGUACCUUUAACAUUGGUGUGGUCUACUGUCAUGGUCAGAUCCCAGCUCUGUAUUUGUAUAAUUUUCUCAUUUUCAUAACAAGUUAUAAUCAAUAAAUAAAUAGCAGAGCCCUUUAAA
This is a messenger RNA of Zootermopsis nevadensis, 4605 nucleotides long. RefSeq names its product TWIK-related acid-sensitive K[+] channel 6 (gene Task6). NCBI's taxonomy places the organism in Eukaryota, Metazoa, Arthropoda, Insecta, Blattodea, Termopsidae. Gene Ontology annotation, cellular component: plasma membrane. The record is from RefSeq and is a predicted model, not a curated record. Gene Ontology annotation, molecular function: potassium ion leak channel activity; outward rectifier potassium channel activity. Gene Ontology annotation, biological process: potassium ion transmembrane transport; stabilization of membrane potential.